AUGGCCUCGUAUAAGUCACCCACAGUGAUUCUAGCGACGGCACUGGUUCGACUGCACAACAACAUCACUGGUCAGUCUAUGAUAGUACGCGCUUUAAUUGAUCACGGCUCCGAGGGAACUCUUGUUACGGAAAAUGUCGUCCAAGCCCUUGGACUAAAGCGAUUCCCUGUUUCUGCUGAAAUCACGGGAGUAGGCGAAAACUCAACAAAUAAGUGCAAGCAUCGCACGGGGUUUACAUUAAGCUCAUGUAUACACCCUCAGUUCCAAAUGUCAGUGGAUACGGCGUUUGUGCUUCGCUCUUUAACAUCGCCUCUGCCAAGGAUGAAUAUCCACCUGCAAAACUGGUCGCAUAUCCAAGGACUCGAAUUGGCAGAUCCUACCUUUACGCGAUCCGGUCGAAUCGACUUGCUGAUUGGCGUGGAUGUCAUACCUCAGCUCAUGCUGUCUGAAGUUCGGAAGGGAGCUCAGGAUCAACCAAUAGCUCAGCGCACGCAACUGGGUUGGAUUGUAUUUGGUAAGACAAACCAAAUACUUUCGCAUGCCAUAUCCAUUCGAUGCCAUCAGACAAAUUUGGAGUCUUUGGUCAAUAAGUUUUUUGAACUAGAGAAAAUUCCCGAAACUCGACAGUUGACAGCAGAAGAACAAUGGUGCGAGGAUCAUUUCAAACGCACGCAUACACGUCAACCCAAUGGGAAAUAUAUGGUUCGGCUCCCAUUCAAGACGCAGUUCGAUUCCUCGCAAGUUCUUGGGAAAUCUCGGCAAAUAGCCCUUAAUCGCUUCCAUAUGUUGGAGCGUAAGUUUCAAAAACAACCAGCGUUACAUCAGCAAUAUUCAGCCGUCAUCCAAAAGUAUUUUGAUCUCAACCAGAUCAUCGAAGCUGCAAGCACUGAGGAGCAACAUCGGACUCACACGCCAUUGGGGCUGGUCGGUUUUGCGGCAUGCACUCUGCCUCAUCACGCUGUACUAAAGGAGGAGAGUACCACCACCAAAUUACGCGUGGUCUAUGAUGCGUCUUGCAAAACUUCCAAUGGCCGUUCUCUCAACGAUGUCCUUUGCAGAAUGAUCUUGGGGGAGUCAUACUAA
Messenger RNA from Drosophila ficusphila, 1083 nucleotides. RefSeq lists its product as uncharacterized. The record is from RefSeq and is a predicted model, not a curated record. NCBI's taxonomy places the organism in Eukaryota, Metazoa, Arthropoda, Insecta, Diptera, Drosophilidae. Bases 1 to 1083 code for a protein of 360 amino acids. The transcript has a single exon.